AUGGAAGGCCCCUUGAGGGAGGUUUACAAGGAUGUUUUUAAAAAUUACAAAGUUACCCUGUACGCAGUGGUGAAGGAGGACGUCAGGAGUGAAGUGAAGAACCUCCAGCCUUAUUUCAAAGGAGAGAUCUUCCUGGAUGAAAAGAAAAGGUUCUAUGGUCCACAAAAGCGGAAGAUGCUGUUUAUGGGAUUUGUCCGUCUGGGAGUGUGGUACAGCUUUUUCCGGGCUUGGAAUGGUGGCUUCUCUGGAAAUCUGGAAGGCGAAGGCGUCAUACUUGGGGGAGUCUUUGUGAUGGGAUCAGGAAAACAGGGCGUUCUUCUUGAGCACCGGGAAAAAGAAUUCGGAGACAAAGUAAACCUACCUUCUGUGCUGGACGCUGCCAAGAAGAUCACAUCCCAGACCUCGGCCUCUGAGAAAAAAUGAUUCCGAGACACCAGCCAGCUCAGGACGCCUCUGGGCACUUGUGCUCCCGGGCUGGGCUGUGUUUCCACACGUGCCCCUCAGUAGUCGGAAACCCACUGACACCGCACUCUCAGUAUGGUUAUUAACGUAUUUUAAUAUUACUGUAUCCUGUUGAGACCCAGUAAGGCGAAAUAGCCCCUAAAGAAGACUGACAGAGACCUAAGGAAUUAGUGAGGGUUCUUUAAGCUGAAACUUAGAAAGUACGAGGCUAGCUGUUGAUUGCUGUACCCCAUCACGAAAGGAUGUGACAUUUGAAUGCUGUUAUUUGGAAAGAUUUUUCAUUUUCAUGUCGUCAAAAAUCUAAGAGAAGUUGAUGAUUGGCUUGAAGAUUAGAGAACAUUAGGUUCCAGGCUUGUGCAUUUUCUAUUAAUGAUUUGUGGUAUGAUAACAAAGUGAUACUCUUAUAAAAGAAUUGCUGUGUGGUGGGAUAGUUUGGUAAGGGUAAAUUACAAAGUGGAAUCUCUGCUUUCCUCAUCUUCCAUUCUAACCUCAGAGAUUUGUUCUAGACAAAAAGGAUCAUCUCUGGCUCUAAUAAAAUUAUGUAUCAGA
Molecule: messenger RNA, 1011 nt
Organism: Lepus europaeus (European hare)
Lineage: Eukaryota; Metazoa; Chordata; Mammalia; Lagomorpha; Leporidae
Product: peroxiredoxin-like 2A
Exons: 2
Coding region: 1-423 (140 amino acids)
Source: RefSeq, a predicted model, not a curated record